AUGAGGAGGACAAAGAUCAGGAUGGCAAUGCUCACGAGGAACUGCGCCCUGAGGAGACGCUCUACCUGUUUCCAACUCCCGACGAAAAUCAGCUUCGAGGGGCGCAUCGUUCCCGGGGCGAGGACUUGCUGGAUCUCCUUCCCUGCAGAGUACGCGGCCUGCUGGGACAUGUUGACGCGCAAGUCGCCAACGGAAUCCGUGGCCUGCAUCUUCCAAGCCAACGAGGACGCAGGUGAUGACAAGCCGGAGCCAGAUCCCGGUUGCGGAGAAGAGGAUCGCGGAAAAGGCUGGCAGAGCAAGUGGCUCGAGAAGGUUCGCGAAGCUGUCGGGAAAGGUCAGCGCUUGAAGGUGGCCCUUCCGCCCGGCCAGCUAGGUGCGACGCAGAAGAUGGAGCUGGCAAAGGCCGAGGAGAUGGGCUGGAGCUACGAAGUGGUGGAUGUCUUCGAUGUGCUGGAGGAGCAGUUUCCAAAAGGCCAUUUGGUCGACGCCUGGUGCGAGACCACGAAGUCCUGGCUCAGAGCCACGGUCGAGAAGCAGGAUGCCGUGGACAUUGAGCAGGAGGACGGUUGCAGCGACACCGUGGUGCGAUGGACGCUGCGACGUCAGCUCAGUAAAGAGAUCUUCGAUUCCUCGUGCAUUUGCAGUACCUCUGCGACCAUGAAAGCCAUGCUGGAUUGCGUGGGCGAUGCAAAGCUGCGAGGGAUCCUGAUGGAGUGCCUUCCACACGUAGAUGUGCUGGACAUCGGCACCCAUCGGCUUCGCCCGGAUCUUGUGGCCCUGCGAGCAAAGCUGCACAUCAAAUCCAUCGGAACCCUGCAGAAGCUCAGAAAUCGAGUCCUCGAUGGCGAGCUCGAGCGAGAGAUCAACGGCAGGCUUGCAGAUCCGCGCUGGGAGGUGGGAGUCAGCAAAUCCCAGUUUCUGCGAAUGUACGACUCCAGCCUCAGGGCCCUCGACAAGCUGACGCGUCACCAGAGAGAGCGUCUCAGUGUCAUCAGAGGCUCGGACAUGGUGCACUUGUCGGCUCCCGCCGGGGCCGGCAAGACCUUCGUGGCGGUCGAGCGGGUGAUCGAUGCUUUGAAUCCGGCAGCUGAUGAGCCCGCUCCUCGCGUCCUCUAUGUCGCCGCUACCGUCGAGCUGAUCUACUACUUCGUCCAGUGGCUGGCUGUGCGCAUCGAAUCUCAGAGGAAGGAUGUGGGGCUCCUUUCUGGGUUGCUGGUCCUUUUCAAGCCAUACAAACAGCUCCUACAGCUUCGCAUGCCUGCCGUGCUGCAAGAGGGGCGCAUCGAAUUCGAUGAUCACGACAAGAAUGACAAGCUCGAUCUCCUUGUCAUUGACGAGUGCCACAGCAUGUACCAAGACGGAGUGGACCGCGGCAUAAUUGACGAUCUGCAUUGCAGCAGAAGGCUCCUUCUGUCGGACAACGCCCAAUCUUCUGCCGUGACGGCCACAUUUCCAGAAAUGCAGAAGGUGCAGAUGACAGAGGUUGUCCGGAGCACAAGGCAGAUCGUUUUAGGUGCUGCGUCGUUCCAGGUCAAUGCCGAAGCCGCCGUGCCCGCCGGCACCGAUGGCCCGCCAGUGAAGUCCUACAUCUUUGAGGCUCCGAAGGACGACGAGGAGGAGCGGAUGAAGCAGUAUGCCCGGCGCGUGAUGGAUGCCAUCGUGCAUGUUGACAACGUGUAUUCGGGCGUCAGCCUGCACAAGAGGCUUGCGCUGUUCGUUCCAAACGAAAAGUUCCUGACGAAGUUGAAGAAGGUCUUGAGCCCGUUGCUGUGCGACGGACUCCCAGACCGAAAGUUCCGCUUCGUCAAGCAGGGGGAGUCCUUGCGCUGGCUGCCUGAGUCGCUUCGCAGUGCUGGCAGGCCACGAGCUGAGGAGCAGGAGGAGCGACGGCAGGAAGAGAUCAUCCUCGACACCGUCGACGUGGUGGACGGGCUGGAGCAUCUCAUCGUGAUUUGCGUGGGGCUCGAUGCACCGAUUCAGGGCGAGGCCCGCGAUCUCGUGACACGCGCGGACCUCUACAAGGGCCUCACGCGAGCUCAGCUGCUCGCUGUCGUGGUGAGCGAGGAGGUCGAGGACGGAUGGUUCUCGUUUCUGAGCAGCGUCCGCUACGAAGAUGGCAACAAGCAGUCGAAGGAGGAGGCCCCAUCGAAGUACCAGUCCCAUGCCGCAGCAAAGGUUUGGCAGGCUGCCGCCGCAGAUGCCCUGCAGAAGCCGGCAAAGCAGGAAGCCGCUUCGGAGAAGCCGAUGCGCCCUCAGCCAGAGGUCGCACGGAAGACAAAAACACCCGCCGCCUCCCGUCAAAAAAAGGUGCCGCAGCAGGUGUCCAACAUCUGGGACGCUCGGAGCAACGAGGUCUCAGGUCCCAAGAAGCCGGCCUUCGACCCGCUGAGAGCUGCCAAGGUGCAGUCGCUGGCCGACCUGUUGAAGGAAGACGUGGAGAAGCUCCGGGGCGCCGAUGUCGAGGCCCAGGUGUAUGCGGCAGAGGAGCUUAUGGUGGCAAGUAUGAAGGCACUUCACAACUACGACAACCGGGCCUCCAUCGCAGCAGCGGGGGCGAUCCCUCCCCUGGUGGAGCUGCUGAGCAGCAGCACUCCCGAGGCCCAGGCAGCAGCGGCAGGUGUACUUCGGAAUUUGGCGGCAGACGACUACGACAACGAUGUGCUCAUUGCCGAGGCCGGCGGGAUCCCUGCCUUGGUGGAGCUGCUGAGGAGCAGCACUCCCGAGGUCCAGGCAGCAGCGGCAGGUGUACUUCGGAAUUUGGCGGCAGACGACUACGACAACGAUGUGCUCAGCGUGCUCAUUGCCGAGGCCGGCGGGAUCCCUGCCUUGGUGGAGCUGCUGAGGAGCAGCGAUCCCAAGGAUCCCACUGUCCAGCGGAACGCUGCAGGGGCGCUUAAGAAUCUAUCAGCAAACGCAGACAACAAGGCCCUCAUCGCCAAGGCCGGUGGGAUCCCUCCGCUGGUGAGUUGUCUGACGACAGGUACGGCGUGGGCCCAGCAAAAAGCUGCAGCAACUCUUGGCAAGUUGGCGAUGGAUUGGACAUUCGUCGAGCCCGACAUCGUCCCCCUGCCGGAGGCCAGCGAAAUCGCCGAGGCCAACCGGGCCUUGAUCGCAUCAGCUGGAGCGAUCCCCCGACUGAUUGCGCUUCUGAUGGACGGCGGGGAGUGUGUGGAGGUCGCCGCAUAUGCGCUUCGGCCAUUCUCGUCCAGCGAGGACACCCGUGUGGCCAUAGUGGAUGCUGGUGCGAUCCCCGUACUUGCAAAUUUGCUGACUCGUAGCCGGUUCUUUUGGCAGCACAGCAUCGUUGGGAUCUUGAACGACCUCGCCGAGAACAUGGAAAACGUGGCGGCCAUCGUCGAAGCUGAGGCAGUCCCUGGCCUGGUGGAAGUGAUGGGCAAUAACCGCAACACGAAAGCCCAGGAGCUGGCCGCGGAACUUCUCCUCAAGUUGUGCGCCCAUUCCCUGGGCCUCAGCGAGGCGAAGGCUUCGGGUGCCUUGGGCGUUGCGGCUCAGCUCGAAGUGUCCGGGACGCCGGAGGCGCAGGAGGCCGCGAAGCGGCUGGUGGCACUGCUGCGGCCGGGGCGCUGA
Molecule: messenger RNA, 3588 nt
Organism: Symbiodinium sp. CCMP2592
Lineage: Eukaryota; Dinophyceae; Suessiales; Symbiodiniaceae
Source: the annotation of a GenBank genome assembly